CAUUCUCGUAGCUGCCGGCAGCUCAGAAGUGUCCUAAGGCGGGAGUUCCUUUAAGUAAACCCUUAAAGUGUUCUUCUAUACAAACUAAAGUGUCCGCGCGUUAUGCAUGGCGGACCCCACAGUGUUCAACACGUACAACUCGCGGCCGUGGCAAUGGUCGCCCGCACGGAGGAUGUCGGGACAGUCCGUGACGGACCGCCUGUCCGCCGUGCAGCACAGCAUCACCGGCUCGCAGCUCUCCAAGUCGGUGGUGAAGGCCACCACACAUGAAGUCAUGGGGCCCAAAAAGAAGCAUUUAGACUAUCUCCUGCAGUGCACAAACGAGCCGCACGUGAACAUUCCUCAGCUGGCGGACCUGAUCAUCGAGCGCAGCAGCAACAGCAGCUGGGUGGUGGUCUUCAAAUCCCUCGUCACUGUCCACCAUCUUAUGUGCUAUGGGAACGAGAGGUUCACACAGUACCUGGCCUCCAGAACAACAGUAUUCAACCUGGACAACUUCCUGGACAAGAGUGGGGUUCAGGGUUAUGACAUGUCUACAUUCAUCCGGAGAUAUGGGAAGUACCUGAACGAGAAGGCUUUCUCCUACCGUAAUGUGGCUUUCGACUUCACAAGAGUCAAGAGAGGUAAGGAGGAGGGAGAACUGCGGAACAUGGGCACAGAGAAACUGCUGAAGACGCUGCCUGUGGUGCAGCAACAACUGGACGCCCUGCUGGAGUUCGAUGUGACUCCUAACGAGCUGACUAACGGAGUCAUCAACAGCUGCUUCAUGCUGCUCUUUAAGGACUGCAUCAGGCUCUUCGCCUGCUACAACGAUGGAAUCAUCAACUUGUUAGAGAAAUACUUUGACAUGAAUAAGAAGCAGUGUAAGGAAGGGCUGGACAACUACAAGAAGUUCCUCAUCAGGAUGGACAAGGUGUCCGACUUCCUCAAGACAGCAGAGCAAGUUGGAAUAGACAAGGGAGAGAUCCCCGAUCUAACCAAAGUAAGUCAGGCUCAAGCCCCUGCCAGCCUACUGGAUGCCCUGGAGCAGCACCUGGCAGCCAUGGAAGGGAAGAAGGGCAAGUCAGAAAGACCAGCGAACCUGCAGACGUCUGUGAACGCCCUGACCGCCACGGGAUCGUCGUUCGAUGCAGCAGCGAUCCAGAACAACUCGUCCACCACCAUUCUCACCACUGUUAACGAGGCAGAGAAGCAGAAGUUUCUGGAAGAGGAGAACAAAAGACUCAACGCAUUAAAGGAGCAACGGCUGAAAGAAGCCAACCACGUUCAGGUCGCCGACUUCGGCCAGCCCACGGAGCAGCGAAUGAAGGAGUUACAGCAGAGUCCCCAGCAGCCGGCGCAGGUCGCCGUCGCCCCCCCUCCCGUCACCUCCACCAACCCCUUCCUCACUGCCUCCCCCCCUGCAGCCGCCCCCCCUGCAGCCACCACACAACAGCUGGAUCUGUUCUCACCCCCUCCUGCACAGAACACUGCCGCGGUGAAGCCGUCAGACGACCUGCUCGCCCUCGAUGUGAACCCAUUCCAGCAGAUUCAGGCCACGAUAGCCCAGCAGUCCAUGGCACAGCCACAGAUGAGUGCGGCUCCACAGAUGUGGGGGGCUCCUGCUCCCACAAAUAAUGGGAUGCAGCCAGACUUUAGCUCAGCUUUUGGACAGAACGCUGGACCCCAGUCCGCAUCACAGCCAGGUAUGGACUCUUUUUAUCAUCAUAAGGAUUCGGAUAUUUUUGGUAUUUGUGUAAGUUUCGAAAUAGAAACGGAUUAA
Messenger RNA from Branchiostoma floridae (Florida lancelet), 1762 nucleotides. Its product is annotated as phosphatidylinositol-binding clathrin assembly protein LAP-like. Gene Ontology annotation, biological process: clathrin coat assembly; synaptic vesicle budding from presynaptic endocytic zone membrane; clathrin-dependent endocytosis. Lineage: Eukaryota; Metazoa; Chordata; Leptocardii; Amphioxiformes; Branchiostomatidae. Gene Ontology annotation, cellular component: clathrin-coated vesicle; synaptic vesicle; clathrin-coated pit. The transcript is spliced from 15 exons. The record is from RefSeq and is a predicted model, not a curated record. Gene Ontology annotation, molecular function: phosphatidylinositol-4,5-bisphosphate binding; SNARE binding; 1-phosphatidylinositol binding. Bases 107 to 1762 code for a protein of 551 amino acids.